Molecule: messenger RNA, 1232 nt
Organism: Desarmillaria tabescens
Lineage: Eukaryota; Fungi; Basidiomycota; Agaricomycetes; Agaricales; Physalacriaceae
Exons: 6
Coding region: 168-1196 (342 amino acids)
Source: RefSeq, a predicted model, not a curated record
AUCAUCAUGUGGAAUAUCUGUUUUACUAAGCACCUCGAUAUCUGCCGUCAUGGCCACUAUAAAUACCCGCGCUUGCGUUGACUAUCGGCAUCCGAGAGCGCAUCUCUUCUCCGCUUGGCCACAUAUAAAGCUGCACGCCUUGGACGACUCUUUGAUUCUCCCUCACAAUGGCUCCCAGAACUCAUGAGCAAUGGGUCGCAGAUCAGACUGGACCCGUACCUGCUGUUGUUACUGCUGAUUUGAGCAGGAAAACACUCGUCCUUAUUGGCGCUAAUGCUGGACUGGGAUUCGAAGCGGCAAAGCAUUUUGCUAGGAUGAAUCCUGCGCGGCUGGUGCUGACUGCGAGAGAUGAAGCGAAGGGGAAGCAGGCUCUGACCGAGAUCCAAGCCAACACUGGCUACUCCAAAGCAGAACUGUGGAUUAUCGAUCUCGCCAAUUUCAACAGUGUCGUUGCGUUUGCUGAUAGGGCCGAACGUGAACUGGAGCGACUGGAUAUCCUCAUAGAGAAUGCUGGCAUUGCGACUUCGAACUACGAACAAGUUGAAGGCUGGGAGAAAACCAUACACACAAACAACCUUGGACCCGGUUUACUCGCUAUUCGUAUGCUUCCCAAGAUGCUCGAAACCGCGCGCAAGUAUUCAGUCAACCCAAGGCUUGUCGUCGUUGCGAGCGACGUGCACUAUUGGACGAAAAUUGAAAAGGACGUCAUCGCUUCCCCUGGCAUCCUCGCGAAGCUGUCAGACAAGGAAUAUUGCACAGAGGAAGUGAUGAACCACCGAUAUCAUGAUACCAAAUUGUUCAACGUUCUCUUCGCUCGUGCUCUGCAACUUCAUGUCCCAGCUUCCCCAGCAAUCACCGUGGACUCUGUUAAUCCCGGACUCUGUUUCUCAGGCCUCGGUUCCGGUGCCUCUGCCGAGCAGGCGGAACGUAUGCGAAAGAUGAGAGAGGAAUUUGCGUUCACUACUGAAGAAGGGAGCCGGCAAUUGGUGUACGCUGCUGUAGGAUCUCUGGAUAAUGAGGAGAAGCUUCGCGGAAAGUAUAUUCAUCUGUCCGAGGUUGUGGAGGAGAGCGACUUUGUGAUCAGCGAGGAUGGGAAGAUCGUCCAGGAUAAAGUUUGGGACGAAAUGCUAGAGAUUCUGGGUAAAAUCGAUCCCAAGGUCUCGGAAGUGGCCAAAGCAUAUCUGACGAAGGCUUGAGAUUCCCUUGUUUUUGAUGAAUGUACAGUGUAUCGG